Molecule: messenger RNA, 423 nt
Organism: Brassica oleracea var. oleracea
Lineage: Eukaryota; Viridiplantae; Streptophyta; Magnoliopsida; Brassicales; Brassicaceae
Exons: 3
Coding region: 1-423 (140 amino acids)
Molecular function (GO): zinc ion binding
Source: RefSeq, a predicted model, not a curated record
AUGGACAUUAGAGGAAUUGUGACUCAUUACAGAUGUGGAGAACAUGUGAGACUGCUUACGUCUCGGACAGUGAAAAAUCGAGGGAGGCUUUUUCAUUCUUGUCCUUAUGGAGAUGAGACAAGUCGGUUCCAUUUGUUGAAGUGGGCAGAUAGAUCGGCCCUUGAAGAGAUUGAGGAUAUGAAGGUAAGAAUUGAUUAUCUUGAAAAAGCUUCAAGCACUUUAGAAAAAGAUAACGAGAGCUUCAAUUCUGAAGUGGAAACUCUUACAAUCGAGACCCGCACUAAUGAAGCAGUUGUGUACAGUUCACAGAAAGAGUUACAAGGAUUUGAGAAAGAACUUCAAGAUUGCAAGAUGGAGGUGAAAGGGCUAAAGAACAUGGUGUUGGAGAUGGAAAGAACAUGGGAUGUUUUUGUGUAUUGUUAG